Molecule: messenger RNA, 1839 nt
Organism: Bipolaris sorokiniana ND90Pr
Lineage: Eukaryota; Fungi; Ascomycota; Dothideomycetes; Pleosporales; Pleosporaceae
Exons: 4
Coding region: 33-1550 (505 amino acids)
Molecular function (GO): monooxygenase activity; oxidoreductase activity, acting on paired donors, with incorporation or reduction of molecular oxygen; heme binding
Source: RefSeq, a predicted model, not a curated record
CAGGCAGCUUCAUCGCCCGGCCCUUGCCCAGCAUGACGGUCCCAAGCUCCUCAAGUCUACCUGAUUUUCUAUCCGAACCUUCAUUUACUACAAUCAAGCAGGCUUUCCCUGUGAUCACCACAAUAUCUCUAGCUAUUGUUGCUUUGAUCUCGUUCGUUGUUUUUACCCAAAGAUCGAAAUAUCCUAUCGCCAAUGCUCCUGCCUGGUUAGAACUCACUACACUCAGACGUAUGAAGUAUAUGAAGGACGGUCACACGGUACUUGACAAUGCUCUAAAGCAAUAUGGCGAAAAGCCCUUCAAGCUCUUGACCAACUCGGGCAUGGUCACUGUCUUCCCACCUGAGUACGCAAACAUGAUUCGCAAUGAGCGUCAAUUGGUAUUUGCCAAAGCAUUUGCACAUGAUUUUGCAGCCAAAAUGCCUGGUUUGGAACCGUUCAAUUUCCUUGAUCUGCCAGACAGAGUUAUACAGACGGUAUCCAAAAAGCAGCUUACCAAGUCCUUGAAAUGGAAAGAGAUCAUCAUAACAGAUUCCAUUCUCCAACUGAUCGCUCGCCUGUCAGGUAAGGUUUUUCUUGGUGAUGAGCUAUGCCGAAAUGAAUCUUGGCUCGAAGUCUCCAAGAAUUACACGGUGCUCGCUGUGGGUUUUAGUAAAACGAGUUCCUUUCUUCCUGGACCACUAAAGCGUGUAUGGUCUUGGUUCGUGGAUGACAGCAAACUUAUCCGGAAAUAUUUUAAAGAAGCACGCGAUAUCUUAGCACCAAUUCUGGAAAACCGCAAGCAAGCCAAGGCAGAAGCAGAGAGAAAAGGCAAGUCCGCCCCUGUCUACAAUGACAUGCUAGAGUGGCUGGAGCAAGAGGGUCAAACAGACGUGAGCAAUCUUGUUGCAUGCCAGAUGUUGCUCUCGGUAGCCGCUAUCCACACCACCUCGGAGUUGUUGAACCAGACAAUGUUGCAUCUGGCAAGCGAUCCCCGCCAUAUUGAAGACUUGCGAAAGGAAAUCAUUGAGGUUCUCACUGCCGACGGCUUGAGCAAGGCAGCGCUCUCCAACCUAAAGCUCAUGGACAGUGCUAUAAAGGAAACUCAAAGACUUACCCCAGUUAGUUACUUAUCAAUGAGAAGGAUUGCAGCGGAAAAGGUCACGCUCGCGGAUGGCACGGUCAUCAACAAAGGUGAUUACACGGUUGUAAACGGUAAAACCAUGGCCGACCCGCAAAUUUGGCUCGAACCAGAAAAGUACGACAUAUACCGAUAUUACCGCCUGCGACAAGACCCUGUUACAGCCAACAAAGCCCACUUGGUCUCUACCAGCCCCAAUCACAUGGGAUUCGGCCAUGGGGAUCAAGCGUGCCCUGGCCGUUUCUUCGCUGCCAACGAGAUCAAGAUUGCAAUAUGCCAUCUUUUGCUAAAGUAUGACUGGGAACUUGCACCUGGUGCAAACGUGGCGCCAGUCCAUGCGUUUGCUGAGACCAUGACCAUCGAUCCGAACAACAAGGUACGAUUCAGGCGCCGCCGGGAAGAACUGGAUCUAGAGUCUUUGUUUUCCAAAUAAGGGCUUGGCCAUUCCUUAGCGUAUAGACUCGGAACGUGUCAGCAUGUACGCAGUUUCCGGUGUUUCCUUGUUUACAGUUGCGCUGUGUGCUAAGAAAAUUGAACGCGAAAUUGAUUAUGUGUUGGUUUACUGGUGUAGUUUCCUUUGUAUGAUGUAGUAGGGGUUUCUUCUCGUAGGGGGACUUUGUGGUAGAAAGAAUCUCAUUUGUGCAACGAAUUUCACCAGUAAACGAGAUUUUACAUACGAGACAUACGAGAAUGCUUAUAUCUCACUAUCUUCUACUGGCCUG